CCGGCCGACGGCGGGCGCGGGCAUGCCGGGCGGCGGCGGGCACGCGGCGGCGCUGCGCGAGCAGGAGCGGGUGUACGAGUGGUUCGGGCUGGUGCUGGGCUCGGCGCAGCGCCUGGAGUUCCUGUGCGGGCUGCUGGACCUGUGCAACCCGCUGGAGCUGCGCUUUCUCGGCUCGUGCCUGGAGGACUUGGCGCGCAAGGACUACCACUACCUGCGCGACUCGGAGGCUAAGGCCAACGGCCUCUCGGACCCGGGGUCUCUGACCGACUUCCGAGAGCCCGCCGUGCGCUCGCGCCUCAUCGUCUACCUAGCUCUGCUGGGCUCGGAGAACAGAGAGGCCGCCGGCCGCCUGCACCGCCUCCUGCCCCAGGUGGACGCGGUGCUCAGGAGCCUGCGCGCCACUCGAGCCGAGGGCUCGCGGGGCAGCGUGGAGGACGAGCCGAGGGCCGAGGGCGAGCAGGACGCGGAGAAAGACGGCCCCGGCCCGGAAGGCAGCGGCUGCGGCAGCGCCAAGCUCGGGACUGGAGGCGGGCUCGGCUUCAGGGCCCAGGAGGAACUGCUGCUGCUCUUCACCAUGGCUUCGCUGCACCCGGCUUUCUCCUUCCACCAGCGGGUCACCCUGAGGGAGCACCUGGAGAGGCUCCGCAGCGCACUCCGGGUGGAGCCGGAGGACGCGGAGGUGGAGCCCAGCAACUUUGCGGGCUCCAGGGCCCAGAACGACUCUGCUUGUGGUGACUAUAUACAGAGUAAUGAGACUGGUUUGGUAGAACAAGCCCAAAUACCUCAAGAUGAUCUCACUGUGGCCCCUCACCGAGCUCAGCGAGAAGCUGUCCAUAUUGAGAAGAUAAUGUUGAAAGGAGUCCAGAGAAAAAGGGCUGACAAGUACUGGGAGUACACUUUCAAACUUCCAAAGGAAUUCUCUUCUGAGAGUUUUGACAAGACCAUCUUAAAAGCCCUGAAUCAGGGUUCUCUAAGGAGGGAAGAGCGGCGCCACCCUGACCUGGAGCCCAUCCUAAGGCAGCUGUUUUCAACCUCACCACAGGCUUUCCUUCAGAGUCACAAAGUACGCAGCUUUUUUCGGUCGAUAUCAUCCGAGUCUCAACACAGUUUCAAUGUGUUACAGCACACCAUCAUCCACAAGAAACAUGCUGGCAAAAGUCCCGCUGUGAAUGUUGCUACGAGCUGCUCUCCAUUGGAUGGCCUUACCAUGCAGUAUGCAGAACAAAAUGGAAUUGUGGAUUGGAGGAACCAAGGCUGUGCAGCCAUCCAACACUCAGAACACUGUGUGUCCUCAGCUGACCAACACUCUGCUGAAAAACGGAGCUUAUCUUCAGUAAAUAAGAAGAAAGGGAAGACACAAGUAGAAAAGGAGAAAAUAAAGAAAACUGAGAAUAGAUUGAACAGUAGAAUAAAUGGGAUUAGACUCUCUGCUUCCCAGCAUGCUCAUGGCAGUACUGUGAAAGAGUUGUUAUUUCUAGAUAUGAAUUUGGACAUUGGAUCUGGACAUGACACAUGUGGAGAAACAUCUUCAGAGAGUUACAGCUCUCCGUCUAGUCCACGGCCUGAUGGAAGAGAGAGUUUGGAAAGUGAAGAAGAGAAGGACAGAGAUACAGACAGCAAUUCUGAAGAUUCUGGGAAUCCGUCAUCAGCCAGGUUUGCCAGUUAUGGCUCUGUCGCCCAGACCGUUCCUGUCAAGCCACCUGUUGAGACUGUCUCCCUGGGAACUGAGAAUGGGAAUCUUUUGGAAGCUCCGUUGACCUCACACAAGUACCCACAUAUUCCCUUCAUGCCAACUCUACACUGUGUCAUGCAUAACGGUGCCCAGAAGUCGGAAGUUGUCAUUCCGUCGCCCAAAUGUGCAGAUGGCAAAACCAUAGGGAUGCUUGUCCCUAAUCCGGUGGCUAUUUCUACAGUGAUGGAAUCCUCAAAUUCAGCCCCUGUUGGAAUCCUAGGUCCGGCAGCUUCUGGGGAGUCAGAGAAACACCUUGAGUUGUUAGCUUCCCCUUUACCUAUCCCAUCCACCUUCCUCCCACACGGUAGUGGGCCUGCUUUGCAGCUGACACUACAGAGUCUAAAAUUACAGCCACCACCGGGAUCUUCUGACAGUUGUACAGUUAGUAUCCCACCACAACCAACCGGAAGUCUGAGCGUCGGAUCACCAAACACUGCCUUUAUUCCUGUCCAUAACCCAGGUAGUUUCCCAGGAUCUCCUGUGGCUACCACGGAUCCCAUCACAAAAUCUGCAUCCCAAGUGGUAGGACUAAAUCAAAUGGUGCCUCAGAUUGAGGGAAACACGGGGACAGUCCCUCAGCCGACCAAUGUGAAGGUAGUUCUUCCAGCAGCUGGCCUGUCAGCUGCACAGCCACCAGCUUCCUACCCCUUUCCAGGCUCACCCCUUGCUGCCAGUGUGCUCCCCACCCAGAGUUCCAGUGUGCUCAACACAGCCACUUCUGCCCAGCCAGCAAGUACAGGCAUCAGUCCGGCCCAGUCCACAGUUCCCCCUGCUGUUCCUACCCAUACCCCAGGCCCUGCCCCGAGCCCUAGCCCUGCCUUGACACAUAGUACUGCACAGAGUGACAGCACGUCUUACAUCAGUGCUGUGGGGAACACAAAUGCUAACGGGACUAUAGUGCCACCACAGCAGAUGGGUCCCUGUGGUUCUUGUGGGCGAAGGUGCAGCUGUGGGACCAAUGGAAACCUCCAGCUAAAUAGUUAUUAUUAUCCCAACCCAAUGCCUGGACCAAUGUACCGACUCCCAUCAUUCUUCACUUUGCCAUCCAUUUGCAAUGGCAGCUACCUCAACCAAGCACAUCAGAGCAAUGGAAACCAACUUCCUUUUUUUCUGCCUCAGACUCCAUAUGCAAAUGGAUUGGUACAUGACCCAGUCAUGGGGAACCAAGCCAGCUAUGGCAUGCAGCAGAUGGCAGGAUUUGGGAGAUUGUAUCCUGUAUAUCCAGCACCUAAUGUAGUUGCCAACACCAGUGGUUCUGGGCCCAAGAAGAAUGGGAAUGUCUCAUGUUACAAUUGUGGUGUAAGCGGACACUAUGCACAAGACUGUAAGCAGUCAUCCAUGGAGGCCAAUCAGCAAGGUAAUCCCACUAACUCCCAGAGGACUUGUUUUUGAAUUCCCAGUUUCUUCUUGAUUAUGUGAUACUGUUUUAGCAGAAAGAUCCGUAUGUGUGUUUGUUUACAGAGGUUGUAUUUUCAGUAUCAAAAUGCAGCCAGAGAAACUCAGUGUAGACCCAGGUCACGGAGCACAAGGAAGGUCCAAAAUGCAGCCAGAGAAGCCCAGUGUAGAACCAGGUCACGAGGCCAUGGAGUAAGGUCUGAGGAAGUUGAGUUUGCCACUAAGGGGUAAACAGCAGAGGUACUUGUCCAGGCUCAGGGGACACCAUGGAGUGUACAUUCUGUAAUGGUAGCUCCUUGCUUACAGGGCUGUAGUCUAAGAAGACAGUCCUCUUACAUAGAGGAAGCAGAGUGGUUAAAUCCUGCCGCCUAGGCUGGGAGCUAGUUACCCAACAUGCAGUUAGAGCCUGUGCACACAGCUGGCUUUCACCUGAGCCCCUGCUGCCCUUUGACUGUACACACAAGGCAAAAAUCCAAGAGGCCAUUGAAUCUUUACAACAACCAAGCCUUGGGAACACCAGUUUGGGAGUAAAUUUGAAGAAUGCUAACAGCAGAAGAAAAAAAUGCACUUUACUAGGUGUGGGUAAGGGACCAGAUUCAGUUCUUUUGUAUUUGCCCUUUGUCAUUGUGCCAGAUCUUACCUGGGAAAUGCUUUGAAACAAGAGUAUAUUAAUUAGGCGUCCUCAAAGGAAACUCCAGUUAUUUAGCUUUAGGUUACACUUGAAGCUCAAGCUUCCUGCUGCUUUUGAGAGUGACUUAGUUGCUGCUGUGGACUGGACUUAGUGCUGAGGCAAGGCCCUUGAGAGCAUGUCAUUUGCAGUCUUGUGGUUUGUGAUGCGUGUCGUCAUAAGCGGUACUUAGCCGUUCUGUCUUUCCUGUUUUAGGCACUUACAGACUGAGAUACGCACCUCCCCUCCCCCCUUCUAAUGAUACGUUGGAUUCUGCAGACUGAACGAGUAAAGCUUGUCUACUUAAUGCAUUCAAGUGUGGGGAGUCAUGGGGUGUGGACGGGAGGAAAGGAAAGGUAUUUCGUUUCUUUGUCUGUACAUUUCCUCAAUUUCUAUGCAGUUUGGAGUUUUCAUUUCUCUUUCACCUGUGUCCAGAAUAUGAAAGAACACAGUGCUCCUGGGCCUCUGGUCUCCUGGUCCAGCAGCCAGCUUACAUGUGUGAUACUCGGAACUUCAAUUUUAGACAAACUCUCGAAGGGAAAACAUUGAUGUGUGCUUUUUUUUACACUGAAUACUUGCUGUGUGCAAUGUUUACUGACUCUUUAAACUGUGUGUCUGACCUGAUUUGUUUCCACAACACUGGUUAGCAGUCGUAUGGUUUUCUUCUUCCUGGCUUUCCUCACUUAGACCCUGAACACAACCUCUCUUCCAGCCACCGUCUCUCCCUGGCCUGUGGCAAGGGUGCUCAGCAGUGACCUUGUCAUACUUCUGUAACCUGUCUGAACCAAGGCAAUAUGUUUCACCGUAAAUUUUAGACGUCAGAUUCCCAAGAAGUAUGUAUAUGUGUCAUAGAAGUAUCACGUAAAUACAUAUAUGCAGCACCUGUCCAAAUAACAAUGAGAACAAGUGGGCGAGAGAAAGUCAGACUCGGGAAGCCACAGAUGGGGAGUGGACAAACAGGCUUUCCUGGAGCGAAAACGACGUUUCCUUCCAACACACUUCUGAGAGACACAAAGGGCACGGACCGGUAUGAAUGUUGUUCUCUGUGCGCUUGUGUCUGUGAUGCUCCCUGUUGUCUGGCACCUUGACCUGCCCAGACACUGCUGACUGGAGAAGCCCUCUCCUGCUACCCCAGCUGUUGCAGUGUGCACUGUGUUAUACUGUGUGUGCUUGUUGCAUCUGAGCAGAAGCUGUGGGCUUCUUCAAAAGUCGGGGCCCUGCUGCCUAAGCCGUGUCUCCUAAGUCAGUUUCAUAACCGUUUACCACUACGCUUGACAGAAUGUGAAAGACUACGUGAGUGUGUUGAGAUGGUGUUAAUCAUGUCAGUGUCAUGUCACUAAGUUUGAUGCUGCUGGCUUUUUAAAGUUUUGUUUUGUUUUGUUUUAAGCCAAUCUAUAUACUGAAUUGCUUCCGGGUAAUUUUUUGAUUUCCUGAAGUGCACUGAGGUUAUCUGGGAGGUUGGAUGUACCUUCCGUCACUGCUGCAUUCAACAGCAAUGAACAAGUACCACCAUCUGUUGUAAGCUUACGGGGUAGCAGGGCUUUCCAUUCCUUGGUACAGAGUAGAAAUGAUUGACUUUGCUGUGGGGAAUAGAGUUGGUGUGCAGCAGAGGCACUAAAAUGUUAGCUCUGGGUUCUGAAACCUGAUAUUGUGAGACAAAGAAAAAACUUGAAGCAAAAAGAAGCUAGUUCAACACUUCAAUAGUAGUGUUUGUAUUUAUAGCACCAAUGUACAUUCUGAAACUUUCAUGGGUAGGAACUACUGGAAGAGAUGAGGGGAGUGUGAUAGGGUAAACAAAAGCUUUAAUUUAGAAAGAAAAAAUUCAAGUAAAGGAAAUUAUUUUGAUUAAAUAUAUUUUAUUUGAUGUAGGUAUUUUUGGACCACAUUAUUAAAUUGUUAAGCUGCAGCUGUGUUGUUGAGGGGAGAGCAUUGGUGAGCCUUGUACAGGUACUCUGUGACUCGCUUGCCAGGUGUACUUCAUGGAGCUUAUUUUAUGAUUUCAAAUACUGUACUGUACAUAGGAGGUAUGUUACCUUCUCCUUAUUUGUAUGUUUACCAUAUACUUUGAUAUUUGAAAUGUUAUGUACUGGAAAGGCCACUUAUAUUUCUAGAACAGAUUGGAUUUUAUGCAAUCUUUUUCCUUGAAUUAACAGCAAUAAAAAACUGAAAAACAGCCUAA
This is a messenger RNA of Mastomys coucha (southern multimammate mouse), 5973 nucleotides long. It is a transcript of the gene Zcchc2, whose product is annotated as zinc finger CCHC-type containing 2. The transcript has 11 exons. The record is from RefSeq and is a predicted model, not a curated record. Bases 23 to 3124 code for a protein of 1033 amino acids. Gene Ontology annotation, molecular function: zinc ion binding; phosphatidylinositol binding; nucleic acid binding. Lineage: Eukaryota; Metazoa; Chordata; Mammalia; Rodentia; Muridae.